This is a messenger RNA of Medioppia subpectinata, 888 nucleotides long. The record is from the annotation of a GenBank genome assembly. Lineage: Eukaryota; Metazoa; Arthropoda; Arachnida; Sarcoptiformes; Oppiidae.
GUAAUACCUGUUCAAUACAUGCAAUACACGUGCGUUUUGUGGGGAAAUGUUAGCUAACAUACAAUUAUCAGUCAAUUUGAUUACAAUAUCAGCGCUAAGUCUAUGGAUCGCAAUCUAAGCACACAAUUGGCUGCCAUUGCGACCGGUGUUGGCGUUGGAGUCGCUAUCGGUUGGCUCCUGAGGGCUAAAAUACACCACUCGUUGGCCAAACAUUUGGGCAACAGAUCCAAAGAGAUGGCCGAACACGCCUUCGACGAGAUAAUGGGCGCCGAAUGUAAACUCGUAAUUGUGGUCAGAAGUGACCUCAAGAUGGGAAAGGGGAAGGCGUGCGCACAGUCUUCACACGCGGCCGUGAUGGCUUACGAACAGAUCCGCAACAAGAAGCCAAUACUGAAUCUAUGGCGAGCGUCGGUGCGAGAGCCCAGAGCUCUGAACUCCGAGCGAAUCAAUGGCCAGAUCUCUUGUCCUCCGCUUCCGAUGACUCGGAUUUGUUUGAUUCACAAGAAUCUCCGCAAAUAUAACGCUCGGGACAAAGCGCACAAUAUAAUAGGCAUAUGGCCCGGCACUAAACGGGGCACAACUGCCGACCAAAUCAUUAUAGUGGGCGCCCAUUACGAUACGGUCCGAUCGUCGCCCGGUGUCGACGACAACGGAUCCGGUUCUGCGGCUGUGCUCGAGAUCGCCAAACUUGUGGCACAAAACAAUUGCAAAUUAGAUAAAACUCUUAUAUUUGUUCUCUUCGAUAUGGAGGAAGAUGGUUUAAAAGGAAGCAAAUAUUUUGUCAAAGACUAUCUGAUUCCCAUUGAAGUGAUGGAAAACGGGGCAAAAGUGACGGCAGCCAUCAUUAUGGACAUGAUCUUAGAGCACGACUCCACCAGAAACAGCCAA